This is a messenger RNA of Mercenaria mercenaria, 1673 nucleotides long. RefSeq names its product putative serine protease F56F10.1. The record is from RefSeq and is a predicted model, not a curated record. Gene Ontology annotation, biological process: proteolysis. Lineage: Eukaryota; Metazoa; Mollusca; Bivalvia; Venerida; Veneridae. The transcript is spliced from 11 exons. Gene Ontology annotation, molecular function: dipeptidyl-peptidase activity; serine-type exopeptidase activity. Bases 44 to 1513 code for a protein of 489 amino acids.
ACUUGGUCACAUGACAAACAUGUGAAAUGUAUCAUAAUUCAAAAUGGCAACUUACAUGUCUAUUUCCGUGUUUUUCAUCUUAUGUUUAUUUUCUUACGUAAAUUGUUGGAUUCCAAGGAUUAUAAAUGGUCGACCAAAAGGAGGGAUGCUUGGAGCUCCAAAGGUUUCCCAUGACAUAAAUGUUCCGUCAGCCCAGUGGUUUAAUCAACGUUUAGAUCAUUUUGAUGGUGCUAAUUACCAGCGUUGGAAUCAGAGAUAUUUUGUGAAUGCCACUUUCUACAAGCCUGGUGGCCCUAUAUUUCUCAUGAUUGGUGGUGAAGGUCCAGCAAACCCUGUUUGGAUGGUAGAAGGAACAUGGAUUCAAUAUGCACAGAUGUUUGGUGCUAUUUGUGUCAUGUUGGAACACAGAUAUUAUGGAGACAGUCAUCCUGUAAAAGAUCUAGCCUUUGAGAACUUGCAUCCUCAACAUCGCCAGGCAUUGCUGAUGCUUGCUAAUUUCAUUGACUGGUUUCUCAAUACAUUUGGAGGAUCUUAUCCAGGUUCAUUAUCUGCCUGGUUUAGAUCCAAGUACCCAUACAUGGUUGAUGGUGCUGUGGCUACAAGUGCCCCCAUAUAUGCUCAACUUGACUUCAGAGAGUACUUGGAUGUUGUAACUGAUGCUCUGGAUACUACUGGAACACACUGUAACCAAGAGAUACUUAAUGCUACGCAAACCAUGUACACCUGGUGGGGACAACCAGACAAAAGAACAGAGUUGGAAGAUAUGUUCAAGUUAUGUGACAAGAUAGACCCUGAUAAUAUACUGGAUAAAGCUGGAUUCUUCAGCAACUUGGCGGGAAACUUUGAAGGCGUUGUCCAAUACAAUAAAGAUAACAGAGCAUUUGAGGGAGCUAUUGGCACUGAUAUAACGAUAGACACACUGUGUGAAAUAAUGACUGAUUUUACGAGAGGUUCGGCUAUACAGCGGUAUGCUUACGUAAACACGCUGUUACUUAAAACAUACUCCCAGUCAUGUCUUGAUUUUAAGUACACAAAGAUGAUCGAGGAUAUGAGAAAGACAGACUGGAACAGUAGUGGCCGGAGUAGUGGCAUUUAUGUUUCAGGGCGUCAGUGGAUGUAUCAGACUUGUGCAGAGUUUGGCUGGUUCCAGUCUUCAGAUUGUAAAAAACAAGCCUUUAGCCACCAGUUCCCUGUAAACUUUUCAUGCAUUCAGUGCAUGGAUAUCUAUGAGAAGAACAUGGAUUGUAUAUUUAUUGAUGAAAAUAUAAAAGACACUAACCAGUACUAUGGUGGACGUAAUAUCUCGGUUACCAAAGUUGUGUUUCCCAAUGGUUCUAUAGACCCCUGGCAUGCUAUGGGAGUCACUGAAGAUAUUUCUCCUGAUGCUACUGCUAUCUAUAUUGAUGGAACUGCCCAUUGUGCCAACAUGUACCCAGCAACAGACAAAGAUUCUCCACAGCUUACAGCAGCCAGGAAACAGAUAGCUGAUCUCAUUCAUAAAUGGAUCCAGUGAAAGAACAAAAGAAAACUUGUGUCGCAAAAGUGUGAUUACAUUCCUAUUAUCAGUGAUACUUCCAAUGACUUUCAUAUAAUGCAUUGCAAACUGGAAAAGGGCAUUCUUUGGCUUUCAUAAUGUCUUAUUAUUAUGUUAUGUAUUCGGUUAAAAGAAGUGA